UCAUUAAAAACAACCCUAUGUGAUGAAAAUGUAAAUGUACUUUCAAAACUGGUAAAUGCAUGAACCAGGGCAUUGACACUGGUUGGAGAGAAAUUAUAGGCUUUGUUUAAUUAAUACCUAUUUCAUUUUAGGCUUCUACUGAUAAUGGAGAGUAGAAACAACAAGAAGUGCGUUAUUUGUAAUAAGAGGCGAAGUCGUGGUGGAUCACCCUUACUUUUGAGUAGGUUUCCUCUGGAUUCUGACCGUUGUCGAAUGUGGGUUAAAAAUGCUGGCAUAGAAGACUUAGCAUAUGUACCUAUUGAAAAGUUACACCAACUUAAGUUUGUUUGUGGUGGGCACUUCACUCCUGAAUCCUUCAAUGCCAAAGGAACUCGGCUGAAGAACUCAGCUAUUCCAACACUGGAAUUGAGCAAUCCCAUCUUGCCAGAUGAAGUUUUGACAGAGUUUCCUCUUCAUGUAAAAGACUCCAAUAAAGAAAACCUCAAGACAGUUCUUUAUGAUCAUUCAUAUUGCAUUCCAAAGAAGUCAAAUCCAGUUGAACGAGUUCCCCUUACAACUACAACCAAACAACUAAAUUCAACAUGUUUGGGAGCUGUGGAUAUACCAGAUUCUGGUAUUUCUGCGAAAACAACUUUUGAACCUCUUCCUUCUACUUCCAAUGCACCAGAACAUAUGACCUAUAAACCCAUUACUCAUGAUGAUAAAAACAUUUGCCAUCAAGAUGCACAGGCAGAAAUAUUAGUCCACAGUUAUAAAAGACCUAAGAAAAACAUUGAAAUGAAAGACACUUCAUCAACAUUUACAAUUAAAGAGAAGAGGCUUUGGCGACAGUUACAAAAUGCAAAAAAAACAAUAAGGAAUAUAGCGAAGUCAAGAGUGAAUUUAGACAAGUUAGAUUCGGAAGUGCUGACAUCGUUAGUAAAGGAUGUAGUGCAGAAUAACAAAAAAAAGUCACAAGGAAAAAGGUGGACUUUAGCCAACAAAAUAUAUGCUUUGGCUAUAUUUAAACGGUCCCCUAAAGCAUACCGCUAUAUGCAAAAGCUGUUUACGCUACCAAGCACUAAAACGCUCCAAAGGAUUUAAAAAAAUAUACCAAUGGAGCCUGGUAUAAAUAAAAAUAUAAUUGAUAUGUUAGAGGCAAAAGCAUCAAGUAUGCCAAAGGAAAAUAAAUAUUGCUCGUUAAUAUUUGACGAGAUGGCGUUAAAGAAACGGAUAAUUUAUAACGAAAUUGCUGAUAAAGUGGAUGGCUACGUGGAUUAUGGAGAGGGCGAGAACAUGGGACGAGAAAAGAAAAUUGCAGACCAUGCGUUAGUGUUUAUGAUACAGGGUGCUAAACAUAAAUACAAACAAUAUAUUGCGCACUACAUAUUUUGUGGAAGGCACAAUAUCAACAGCAAAACUGGCAAAAAUUAUAUCGGACAUCAUCAAAAAAUUAAAAGAAAUCGGAUUUGUGGUUCUAACAACAGUUUGUGAUCAGGGAUCU
Molecule: messenger RNA, 1483 nt
Organism: Ostrinia nubilalis (European corn borer)
Lineage: Eukaryota; Metazoa; Arthropoda; Insecta; Lepidoptera; Crambidae
Exons: 6
Coding region: 145-1083 (312 amino acids)
Source: RefSeq, a predicted model, not a curated record